GUCUCAAAUUCCCAUCUAUCCCGAGACCGGCUGCGGCUGCAGUUGGCUUGUUAUCACGCAGUAGCUGCCCGCUUGCCGGGCUGGUCAGCAGCUUUCCCCGCAAUGUGAGGCGGCGAUCAUCCUGACUCGGUGGGCUUGGCUUGUCUUGACCUCACAACGUCUGAAUGAGCCAUCCUUCCACUCCUGUAUCCCCUCUCAGUCCGUCUGCAUAGCAUGAAUAUUACUGCGAAUUAAACCACAACUCACCAUGGCUCCUCACGCAGAUAAUGGAAAUGGCGAUGCUGCCGACAAGCCAUCAAAUCUGGCACCCCUCGAGCCAGGUAUUCCCGAAGUUGAGGCCAAAGUGAAGAUGCCCGCCUUCCCACAGCCUCCUACGUUUGACGACAAAUACAAGGAACGUGCAUAUUGGAAAGGCCGUCUUGCGGCUGCGUUCCGCAUAUUCGGAAAGUACGGCUACGAUGAAGGCGUUGCCGGCCACAUCACCUACAGAGACCCUGUUGAGCCCGACACGUUCUGGGUCAAUCCAUUUGGUACUGCCUUUAGUCUCAUGAAAGCCUCCGACCUUAUCCGUGUCAGUGAGGAGGGUAAGGUCAUCGAGGGUGGAGAAAAUCGUCUUCUGAAUGCCGCGGCAUUUGCAAUUCACUCCGCUAUUCACCAGGCCCGGCCUGAUGUGAAUGCUGCGUGCCACUCUCACACCAUAUACGGACGAGCAUUCUGCUCCUUGGGCCGCAAGCUGGACACUAUUACACAGGACGCCUGCGCCUUCCACAACGACCACGCCGUGUACGAGUCCUUCAACGGAAUAGUACUCGCCGCCGAAGAAGGACGCAACAUCGCAGCUUGUGUGGGUAACAAGAAGGCUGCGUUGCUGCAAAACCACGGUCUCCUCACGGUGGGUAAGACGAUUGACGAGGCCGUCUUUUGGUUUGUGAGCAUGGACAAGUGUUGUCACGCACAACUGCUGGCUGAAGCGGCUGCGGGUCCACGCGGGGAGAAGCCGAUCGUCAUAGCUGAUGAGGAUGCCGACUUCACAUACAAGACAGUGGGAACGUCAUAUGCUGGAUUCUUUAGUGCCAAGCCCUUGUUUGACGUGAUUCACAAGGAGACAGGAGGUGACUACCUAGAAUGAGAUGUCGGAUCAAUGUCAGGAAGCUAGGAACUCGGUGAUGUAACAUGGCCACAGACGGACGCGGGACUCAUUUCCGAAGCUUUGGAACAGAUUCGAACGACUUCCCCGAAUUGAUCGCAGAAUUAUCUAG
This is a messenger RNA of Diaporthe batatas, 1259 nucleotides long. RefSeq lists its product as uncharacterized. Gene Ontology annotation, cellular component: cytoskeleton. Gene Ontology annotation, molecular function: actin filament binding. The transcript has 4 exons. The record is from RefSeq and is a predicted model, not a curated record. The coding region runs from base 248 to 1129 and encodes 293 amino acids. Lineage: Eukaryota; Fungi; Ascomycota; Sordariomycetes; Diaporthales; Diaporthaceae.